Planococcus citri (citrus mealybug) is the source of this 2393-nucleotide messenger RNA. RefSeq names its product P2R1A-PPP2R2A-interacting phosphatase regulator 1. Lineage: Eukaryota; Metazoa; Arthropoda; Insecta; Hemiptera; Pseudococcidae. The record is from RefSeq and is a predicted model, not a curated record. Gene Ontology annotation, molecular function: protein serine/threonine phosphatase inhibitor activity. Bases 755 to 1693 code for a protein of 312 amino acids. The transcript has 9 exons.
AUGGAUUUCAUGUUCAUGUUCGAGUUAUCUUGUAUCUAAUUUCAAUUAACCGGAAUCAAAAGUUCCAAACGUGGCAAAUUUUUCAUCUCCACUUCAGACCAACUCGGUGAUAAUAUUUCAUGUUUGGCAAACUGAAAAAUUUUUGUGUUCGAGUUUCCUGUUUUACGUAAAGUAAUGUAAAAUCAGUACGAGAUACGAAUUAUUUUCUACGUACUCUACGAUACGAAUUAUCGGCGUUUAUUUUCCAAAGUAGAAGUGAAAAUCGUCCGUAAACCUAAUGGACCGGGUCUCGGAUACGGCUCGGUGCAUUUACUCGAAACUAUCCAUAUUGUCGACGAGUUGAUAAAACGAGUAAUGAAGCGGUCUCAUUAAAGUUCUACCUAUUGUUAUACGUUGCUUCGUUCACGUUGAGGUUGAAUUUUUAUUGUCGAAUCACAAGUGCUUGUGGCGUGUGUAUGAUCCUCGUCGUGAUCGUCGUCCCAUCAACGUGUGAUUGUAACAGAUAUCGAGACUGAAAUCAUAUGAUCGCGAUAUCGGAUAUCCGCAUCGCAGCUAGUUCAUAAUACGUCACGCCGCGCCGGAAUAUUUUCAGUCAUUCGAACUCGCAGGAGUUGGGAAGGCUGAAAAUUCAACAGUUGGUUCAUUUUGGAUUUCGUGAUUCGGAGUUGGAAUCGGAAACCAGAAAUCCUUUCCUGAUAAUCCAAUUAUUCAUUUUGAGAUUUCCUAUUCCAAUUUCCUACAUCAAGACGAUGUAAUGGCAUUUUAUUUUUGCACCCGUGGCAACCCUGCUGAUUUGACUCGUGACGUAAUGGGUGACCAGGCAUCGAACAGUUGUUCCUCUACGAUGGAAAUCGAUAACCCUGGCUUUCUGAAGAGAUCGAACAGUGCUCCGAUGAUACCGCAAUUAAACACAUCGAUACCACCCGGCGCGGUCCCUUACUCCGGAAGAACCGCAUCCGGCAGCAGCAGUCCGUUUUCCGGUAUGGAAUCACGUACGAGAAGAUUCAGCGCUAGUUUUAGUCCUCGGAGUGGUUUGAAUUCGCCCAAAAUACUAGCUCGAGUGGAACAAAUCAGACAAGAAGAAUGUACCGAUAUACUGGAUCGUGAAGUAGCCCAUGAAAAUAAACUGCAUUCGGCCAUGCGAAUAUCACAGUCGUGGGAAGAUCUUUCCAUCAUGGUAGAUUCUCCGAAUAAGGCUGACGAAGAUCGUAGAAGAGCGAAAAACAAAGAUGGCGGUGGUAUCUGGGAUCCUUUGAAUUUACACGUAUCGUCGUUCUCGUUUACUCCUUGUUCACCUUCGCCGACCAGAUCCGGAGGCUUCUCCCGACAGUGCUAUUCGCCUGGCUUAUUUAAAUUGAAUUUAUCUCCUAGUCCAACUAGAAAAACUUUCGCCACUAGGCGCAGUCUGAGUCCUAUUGCUCUACGACCCAGUUCCCUGGGCUCGAUAAAACGUAAAUUCGAUUUAUCCGAUAACGAACCACCGGCUAAAAAGACCGGAGGGUUGUUACUCGUUCAAUCAAGAUUGGAGUCGAGUACGAGCUCUUUACCAAGCUCAUCGGUCAGCUCAGUCGGUACACCGGAGUCGAUAUCGAGCGUCGAUUCACCCAGUAGUUUCUCGUUCACGGCUCCAGAUAGUCCGUCUUGUGAUCAACCAAUGCGUGAUGUGUCUAAAGUAGAUCAAAAUUUAGCCUGACUUCUUUUUCCUCUUCUUUUCUUUUCUUUUUUUUUUGUAAUUUUAUAGAUUACUUUUACGUACGAUUAUCGGCAUUUUUUCGAAUUUUGCUCUUGUUUUUUUUUUUUUAAUAAUCUUGUAAUUUAUAUUUUCUAGUCGAUGGAAAUAAGUAGCGGCGAUGAAUUAGAGAAAUUUUACGUAGAAAUUCUGUUUAAUAAUCAUACAUUAUUGUGGUGAAAAAAUGCUUCGAAAUGCUAACUCGUUUACUGUGUGUGUUUUUUUUAAAAAAAAGGUGAUCGUUAACGUUUACGCGUCCUCCCUUCGCCCCCCCCAUGUUUUUAUAUCAGUAAUUCCUCCCUCCCUCCCACGUGUUUUUUAAUUGUAAUUUUUAUCUACUCGUAUUUUAAAAAUAAGAUAAUGCGAAAAGUUUAUUGUAGUCAAGUUUAUUUAUUGCGUCUUCUUUUUUUCUUAGCGAGGUACGUGAAUUGUGUAUAUAAAUUUGAUCGAUCGAUUGAUCGCGUAUUUUUAAAUUGUAUUCAUUUUUGAGUUACCUGUUAUGUGUUUAGUAGUGGAUUUUAUACGUGUGAAAGAUGAUUGUGCUCUUGAGACGAUUUGUAAAAUGUGUAUUUUUAUUGAUAACGAAGUCGUUUGUAGAACUGUAAAUUUUAUUACUUUUUUUUCCCUCUCCUAUAUCGCAAUAAAACUAAAAUUGUUUCGCGUU